Molecule: messenger RNA, 1116 nt
Organism: Mycena indigotica
Lineage: Eukaryota; Fungi; Basidiomycota; Agaricomycetes; Agaricales; Mycenaceae
Exons: 7
Coding region: 19-1116 (365 amino acids)
Biological process (GO): endoplasmic reticulum calcium ion homeostasis
Cellular component (GO): endoplasmic reticulum
Molecular function (GO): calcium ion binding
Source: RefSeq, a predicted model, not a curated record
UUCUUUCCUUGGUUCACGAUGGCCAGCGUCUUGACCCAGUUUCUGACGGCGUUAACGCCCCCACCGGUCUAUGUCCCGGAAAGCUAUGACGGCGUCGAAUUUCGAUGGCGGAUUUUCACUUUCCGUCCUGCUCUGUUCCAAAUGGAGGCAUAUCUUCUAUCUGGCCUAUUGGUUUACGUCGGGUUCUUCUUUUUCGGGCGCUUUACCAACUCCAGGAAUGCCAACAAGUGGGUCGAUGCCCACCAGCGCAUUCUUGAAAGUCAGUUCUCCAGCCCAUUGAAAUUCGUCCAGGACGGGUAUUCGGACUUCUUCAAUUUUUCUACGGGACGUCGCAAUGUUGCUACCCUUCACACAAUCUUUACCCUCCGACCUCGACACGACCUGGUUCAAUGGAUCUGGCAGACAGGCAGACAAUUCGUGGACCUCCAGUAUCGUCCAAAAGAUGAUCUCCAACUCGACUUCAAGCUUAUUGAUGGAGUGCUUCCGUAUGACUUUGUUUGGGGUGUCGUUUCAAAGGAAGAACUCCUUUUCGUCAAAGAGAGCCGCUGGGACCUCACUUUCACCAAGACCACAGAAAACCAGAGUCUUCCCAAUAACUAUCUGGUCAUGUCUGAAUUUGCUGAUGUUACUGAGAGCAUCCUUAAAGCAUCCCCUCUUGUCAAAAUUCUUGCAGACCCAAAAAUUACCCCAUAUUUCCGCUCGUUAACGAUCACCGACCAACCUCGUGAACGUCCUGCCCAGCCAUUGCUCCCUAAUGAACAUGAAAAACAUGUUAUCUUGUCUCUAAACGUGCCCUCGCCAUCUCAGGCCUCCGUCACAAACGACUUGGUCUCUGCCAUCUUCCAAUUCGUCGACUCACUCACAAAAGUCACCCUGCGACCUGAGACCAAGAUUAAGUUGAAAAAGGUCAGAGAGGAAGUCGACGCAGACAUUAAAAGGGAGGCUGAGAGGGACAAGAAAGAAGAGGAAGCAGAGGCUUUGGAAGCAAAAAAGGCUGCAAAGCGCAGGGCCGAAGAGGAGCGUAUCGCCAAACUUCCUGCUGCAGAGCAACAAAAGAUUCUCGAGCGAGAGAAGCGACGGUCUAUUCGGAAACAGCAAGUCAAGGUUCGAAAGUAG